GCGUCCCUUAAACUUGGAGCAAUCGGGGAGAGCCAUUUCUGCGAGGACACGCCGGCCGGUCUCUCCAUCGUCGUCGGUUUCUGCGAUCGAGCUGCUGACGGACAGCCACCGGAAGCGCGUCAGAUUCGCGCAACAGCGCCGCGUUUGAGUUGUCAGAGAGACAGACGGAUAAAAGUAGAGAAAGAGAGGGAGUGAGAAAAAGAGAAAGAGACCGCGCACACAGUCGUCGCCUAUCCGCGGAUCGAGCGACUCGCAGUCGGCCAGUUGAGGCGCGAGGAAGCCAGCAGCGGAAAACAAAAGAAGGAAGGUGCCAAGCCCGAUCGAGGACCGAUCUCGUCGCAGAAGUCGUCCAAGGACCCCGUGCUCUCUCUCACCCCGUGCAUUUUGCCUCUCGCGUGUGCAGCCCGUGACCCACACGCGAUCCGCGAUCCGAUCCACGCUCGUGUCCGGGAUUCCAGCCAACAGUUGCAUCCGCGUCUCGUCCCAGUAAUAAGGAUAUACCAUCGGACCGGACGCCUGCAGCAGCUCCUACCACCGAUUUCUAACCCGCGCGAUUGUCUCCAUUAUCGCCGGUAUAUACUCCGUAUAUACUCCGCAUAUACUCCGCAUAUACUCCGUUCUCCUUCCGUUCAAUCAUCCCGUCCUGUGACGUCGUCGCGAUCCCCCCGUCGUGUCGUGUCCGCGUUCAAACUCCACUGAACUCCCGCCGGGUCCCACGUAGAUCCCGAGUCUACGACGAGGUCAGUACUCGGGGAAUCGGGUGUACGCGAGUCCGCGCGCACGCGCACCGAAACUUCGUCGUUUUCGUUUCGAAACCUGACCGUACACGUGACCGAGCCGCGUACUCGGUGGAAGCCGGCAUCAUAGCGUCGAGAAGCGAGCAGCCAGCCACCAUGUCAAAGCUCUACGUGGGCAAUCUGCCGUCAGAUUGCAACGAGAGCGCUCUCAGGCAACUCUUCCAGGAGCACAGCUUGGCAUGCACCACGAUCCUGGUUAAGCGUGGCGGCUACGCCUUCGUCGACUGUGCCGAUCAGUCCACAGCCGAUCGGGCAAUCGACAAACUGAACGGAUAUACCUAUCUCGGAUCCUCGCUCGUUGUAGAACCGUCCGUAGCCAGCGCCGCAAAAAAACGGGGUAGCGGCACCGCCCUACCAGAAUCUCCGGUCGGCCAGGUCGGCAACAGAUGGAGCAGCAGCGGAGUUGCUAAAGUCCUCGUAAGCAAUCUAUCGGCUCAAGUACGACUAGAAGAGCUGGACCUGCUGUUCUCCAACUACGGCCAGAUCCAAAACAUCGAAAAAGUGCCGUCGAGGGAUCCAAAUUUACUAAGCGUGCUCAUUAGCUAUGAGACGCAAGAGCAAGUACAACAGGCUGUGAACCAGUUAAAUGGCUACGAUUUCGAGGGCAAUCCGCUGAAAGUGGAGAUGUCCUCGGCGGAGAGCCGACGCAGAGGCCGCAGCCAACGCAGCGGCGGCGUGGCCUUCGCGGGACUGCCGGGUUCCGGUCGUCAGACGGAUUUCCCGCUGCGUAUCCUCGUCCAAUCCGACAUGGUGGGUGCGAUAAUCGGCCGGCAAGGUUCCACCAUACGGCAGAUCACGCAGAUGACACGCGCCCGGGUCGAUGUGCAUCGUAAGGACAACGUCGGCUCUCUGGAGAAAGCUAUCACCAUCUACGGCAAUCCCGAGAACUGCACCAAUGCUUGCAAGAAGAUCCUGGAAGUCAUGCAACAGGAGGCCAACAACACGAACAAGGGUGAGAUCACUCUGAAAAUCCUCGCGCACAACAAUCUCAUCGGUCGAAUCAUCGGUAAGGGCGGUAACACCAUCAAGAGAAUCAUGCAGGACACCGAUACGAAGAUCACUGUUAGCAGUAUCAACGACAUCAACAGCUUCAAUCUCGAACGCAUCAUCACGGUUAAGGGAUCAAUCGACAACAUGAGCAAAGCCGAGUCCAUGAUCUCCAGCAAGCUCCGUCAAAGCUACGAAAACGAUCUGCAAGCUAUGGCUCCCCAAAGCAUGAUGUUCCCCGGCCUGCACCCGAUGGCCAUGAUGUCCACCGCCGGCAUGGGCUACAGCUCCCGUGGUCCCGGCCUCUAUGGUUCUGGACCCGCCCCAUAUCCCUACCAGAGCAGCCUGCCUACUCAACAGGGCGUCCCCGCCAGCGAUACCCAGGAGACGACUUUCCUCUACAUUCCCAACAACAGUGUCGGCGCCAUCAUCGGCACCAAAGGCUCCCAUAUCCGUAACAUAAUCAGGUUCUCCGGCGCGAGCGUAAAGAUCGCUCCUCUUGAACAAGAUAAGCCGGCUGAGCAACAGACUGAGAGGAAGGUCACCAUCGUCGGCUCCCCGGAAUCUCAGUGGAAGGCCCAGUAUUUGAUCUUUGAGAAGAUGCGGGAAGAGGGAUACGUCGCCGGUACCGAAGAUGUUAGACUGACCAUCGAGAUCCUCGUGCCCAGUACUCAGGUCGGCCGAAUCAUUGGCAAAGGUGGUCAAAACGUGAGGGAAUUACAGCGCGUGACUGGUAGCGUUAUUAAAUUGUCAGAACAGCAAGCGACUCCUCCUUCAGCGGAAGAGGAAACAACUGUCCAUAUAAUCGGUCCCUUCUUCUCCGUUCAGUCGGCACAGAGAAGAAUCCGCGCGAUGGUGUUGCAAUCAGGUGCACCCGGUGGAACCGGUGGUGCUACACGCGCCGGUCGCGGUAGCAGCCAAGAGGGUACCUCCCGUUCUAAAAGAGAUGGCAGCGCCACUUCCCAGGGCGGCACGACGUCGCAGCCCAGCUCCCAACAGCAGUCUGUCGGCUCGCCAUCGAGCCAACAACAGCAGCAGCAGCAGCAGCAACAGCCGCAGCCGCCAUCAUCGCCGCAGUAACAUUAACAUCGAUGACACCGACCUGACGCGGACCGACGCCACAAACGCCCAUCCGCUUCAUUCGCCGGAGUGGCCUCGUCGUCGCUUUGACAUUCUCUCUCGUCGAGAGGCUGAGCUUAUCGCGAUCUCCUCCUCUCGCGGGGCGCGCGCGACCCUCCCUGAUGAGGGAGGGCUUCGAAGUCGAGGGUGCGCGACGCGCAGAUCGCGACGGGAAGACGCCCGGCAAUGUUCUGAGAAUUAACUCGACCCGAGAUCCAACAACUAGAUUCGCGGACUCUCGCACUUAGUGAGGUAGUAACAAGGUUCCCGUUAUCAGUUUUAUAAAUGAUUCACGAGUCCUAACUUGACGAAUCAACGGGAAUUCUGAAGAAGGGUGCUCGGCGAGUCCACAAUUCGGCGAGUUAAUUCUGAGAAUUCGAACGAAGAAUUGUUAUUCCAAAGAUUCUAAUUCCAAGACUCGAUUGUUGUGAGUCAAUCUGAAGAGUCAACGAGGCCCUGGGCCCUCCGUUCGGUUCGACACGGGCGCGUUCAUCGUGAUCGAUGUUAAUCACGUGCGAAUGAUUAAUUUAAAGUCUUAAGUGUCCUUUUCGACAAUGGGGAUACACAUAUUGUGAUUAAUCGCAUUGGUAUUUGGUUGAAACAAUUCGAUUGCGAUUCUUGAAUUACAACUUAAACGCGAAGCUCGGCAAUGGUAGGCGAAGCAAAGUGCGGAGCUGCAAUCGAUCGGAGGAGCACCGAACAUAUAUUAUCGAAUCUGGCUUCGUCCAGGUAGACACUGCCCAUACGCGAUCGCUGACUCUCACGACGAACUCCCAUCCUCGUUGACGAGGAUCGUGGCGUUUUCCCCUUUGCUCUACGCGUCGCGCCUGCGUCCCGCGCGCGCACAUCCCCCGCGAUAGCGACGAAGCGACAACACACAGCCGCGCACGACCCAAUUUCGCAGCGCUAACGAAACCACCGCCGCCGAUGAAAUAGGACACUUCGACGAGAAACAAACUGAUUUAAAAAAAAAAAAUAGAAAAAAAAGAAAAACACACACAACCUUAUUACCUCAUUGCAUUACGGUUAAAGAUUUAAUACGAUAAAGGAAAGUGAAACGCGCGGGAGAAGCGAUAAACCGAUUAAUCUAAAAAAAAAAAA
This is a messenger RNA of Trachymyrmex septentrionalis, 4004 nucleotides long. It is a transcript of the gene Imp, whose product is annotated as insulin-like growth factor 2 mRNA-binding protein 1. Gene Ontology annotation, molecular function: mRNA 3'-UTR binding. The coding region runs from base 894 to 2864 and encodes 656 amino acids. NCBI's taxonomy places the organism in Eukaryota, Metazoa, Arthropoda, Insecta, Hymenoptera, Formicidae. The transcript is spliced from 9 exons. Gene Ontology annotation, biological process: regulation of gene expression; nervous system development. The record is from RefSeq and is a predicted model, not a curated record. Gene Ontology annotation, cellular component: cytoplasm; nucleus; cytosol.